AUGCAUCAGGGGAAAACUUAUCUGGUGAAGGACUUGGAUUUAUCAAGUAAAAUUGCUUUGUGCCAAGAAGCCGACUUGAAGUAUUACACUAAAACUCGCGAUUACACAGAUAUUCACGUCAUCGGUGGUGAAAUUGCCUAUCCAGCUAGGAUGUCCACUAUCCAACUCCCUAGAACACCUGCCCAAGCACAUACUUGUAAAGUAACAACCACUUGGUUUGGCUUCCGCAGAAUAUGGAGAGGAAGCAACCAAGUUUUUGAUACAGUUGAAUUGUCACUUCCUAAUUUUUCAUAUGAAUCACAGGCUGUUUGGAUUCGAGUCCCCCAGUCAGUAAAAACAGCUGUGGAGAUCACAAAUUGUUCAUUUCGUGGAGGCUUACAUGCCGCUGGUCAUGCUCUUCUUAAUGUAUUGCCUUUAUAUGUCAUUUGCAACUCGUCUGAUAUAGCCUCAGAGUGUGUAAACCCUCACGAUGCCCGCUAUGCUCCUGAAAGAAUUUUGCUAUAUGAUCCUCAUCCUGGAGGGACUGGUAUUUCAGCACAGGUUCAACCGCUUUUCACUGAAUUAUUAACUGCUGCCUUGGAGCUUCUCACAUCAUGCUGCUGCUCUGGAGAUACUGGUUGCCCUAAUUGUGUCCAAGGUGUCCUAGAUGCAGAGAAGUCCUUGUUUGGAGAAGUUCCCGAGUCCUGACGCUUCCAUGGCCUCACGUAGAAAUUCAUUCUUCGUUUUUGGCUUUUGGACAUAGGUAGCAUUUUUCUAACUUUUUAAAAUCAAUUUCAUGACUUUGAUGACUGGAAAUGCAGGAGGGUGGUCAUCAACCUACGCUCAAAUAUUUUUACAAG
This is a messenger RNA of Ilex paraguariensis (yerba mate), 839 nucleotides long. NCBI's taxonomy places the organism in Eukaryota, Viridiplantae, Streptophyta, Magnoliopsida, Aquifoliales, Aquifoliaceae. The record is from the annotation of a GenBank genome assembly.